This is a messenger RNA of Nilaparvata lugens (brown planthopper), 2298 nucleotides long. Its product is annotated as ras-related protein M-Ras. The record is from RefSeq and is a predicted model, not a curated record. The transcript has 7 exons. Gene Ontology annotation, cellular component: plasma membrane. Bases 288 to 905 code for a protein of 205 amino acids. Gene Ontology annotation, molecular function: GDP binding; GTPase activity; GTP binding. NCBI's taxonomy places the organism in Eukaryota, Metazoa, Arthropoda, Insecta, Hemiptera, Delphacidae. Gene Ontology annotation, biological process: signal transduction.
UCUGCUAUCAUUAUCAGCAUUCAAUUUUUGUUGUAACUGUACAAUAGAAUAAUCCUCAAUUAAUUUCUUAUUAUCCAAUGAAAAGUCUUUUCAACUGAAGUAUGUUUAAUCAAGUCAUUCUAGAACUGUUGAACUGUUUUGACGGACCAUGAAGCACUUUUAUUUUUCUCUGUAAAACCAAUCAUUGCAAUCCCCAACAAUCUUUCCUAAAUUUUGUUUGGAUAAACUGGCUUGUUCUUCUACAGGGUGCCACAAUAGGUAGACGCCGCAGCGCACAGGGGUGCACAAUGACAGCGUCCGGUAGCAGAGCGACACCCAACGACAACCUCCCCACCUACAAGCUGGUAGUGGUGGGAGACGGAGGUGUGGGCAAGAGUUGUAUCACCAUACAGUUCUUCCAGAAGUUGUUUGUCACCGAUUAUGACCCGACAAUCGAGGACAGUUAUCUGCAGCACACCGAGGUGGAUGGCAGCUAUUGUGUGCUGGAUGUUCUGGACACAGCAGGACAGGAAGAGUACAGCGCUAUGCGGGAACAAUACAUGAGGAACGGAGAUGGAUAUAUGUUGGUUUACUCUGUCACUGAUAAGCAGAGUUUCGACAACAUCAGACAUUUUCACACUCAGAUUCUGCAGGUCAAAGACAGAGAUACUUUCCCAAUGCUCUUAGUAGCCAACAAGGUGGACCUAGUUCAUGCCAGAAGAGUGACUGAGGAGGCAGGUCGAGAUUUGGCCCAGAUUUUGGGUAUAGCUUACAUUGAGACCAGUGCCAAAGAUCCACCUCUCAAUGUAGAUCAAGCUUUCCAUGAGGUUGUAAGAAUAAUCCGCAAUCAACCACCGGCCGAAUUGGAGAAGAGUCGAAGAAGAAGUAGAAGGAGACGGAGAAUGAAGUCAUGUGUCCUAUUAUAAAGGAGAGAAAGAGAAAGAGAGAGAACCACUUGUCAACUAACUGCCAGUUAAAGCACUAAAGGUUGUCGAAUCGAAAAAAUUGACCAGAAAAUUCAACAUUUUACUCCAUGUUUCCAACAAUAAAGGUAUGAAUCAACCAAGGUUAAACAAUAUUAUACUAAUGCAUUUACAAGAAGCUAUUAUGUAAAACGUACGGUGAACCGAUAUUUAUAGUUAUUUUAGGAACAUAUUUUUAUACAAAAGUGUUUGAAUUGAAAAAUAUUCGAGACAUUAUGCAUUUGUUCAGUUUUAACUUUUGAAUUUGUAAAAAACGAAUCAAAUUGUGAAACGCCCUAUCAAGAUAUAUAAGGUUUGUUACAUUUGAAAUCUAGUUGAAUCAACGGGAAUCACUGUUUUAGCUUCCAAAAAUUAACUUUGAUUUGUGAAAAAUAAUUAUUGUGAAAGGCUUCAUUAGGUUUAUAAGGUUCGAAAUCUGGUUGAAUAACUGUUGAAACAGUUUUUCGGUUUCAACGAGUUUUUUCCUUGUUGUUAUCAACUAGUUUUCAACAAAAAUACAUUUAGGUUUAAAAAGGUUUACAUAAGGUUCGAAAUCUAGUUGAAUCACUGUUGAAACAGUUUUUCGGUUUCAACGAGUUUUUUCCUUGUUGUUAUCAACUAGUUUUCAACAAAAAUACAUUUAGGUUUAAAAAGGUUUACAUAAGGUUCGAAGUCUAGUUGAAUCAACGGGAAUCACUGUUUUAACUUCCAAAAAUUAACUUUGAUCUGUGAAAAAUAAUUAUUGUGAAGCGCUUCAUUAGGUUUAUAAGGUUCGAAAUCUAGUUGAAUCACUGUUGAAACAGUUUUUCGGUUUCUACGGGUUUUUUGUUGUUAUUAACUGGUUUUCAACAAAAAUACAUCUAGGUUUAUAAGUUUCGAAAUCUUGUUGAAUCAACGGGGUCACUGUUGAAAUGGGUUUUCAGAUUCAACGGGUUUUUUGUUGUUAUUAACUAGUUUUCAACGAAAAACAUCUAGGUUCAUAAGAUUCGAAAUCUUGUUUAAUCAACGGGUUCACUGUUGAAACUGUUUUUUUGUUGUUAUCAACUAGUUUUCAGCGAAAAUACAUUGCUUUAGCACUUCAUUAUAGUGAGAUUCAGUUUAAGUUUUCCUUCUUUAUAAAUAUUAAUAUUGUUAAUUAUAAAUAACAUCAAUUUUAUUAUUAUUUAAAAUUGAUUAUCAUUGUUUUAACAUUGAUUAUUCAAUCAAUGUUAACAGUCGAAUCUCACACUAUAAUACUGAUUGAUAAAAAAUCUUGAGUCAAAUAAUAUAUUCUGGCCCGGUCGCACAAAAGCCGGUCAAUUUUUAACCGUAGUUAAUUUCACGAGAACCAAUCAGAGAAGGCGUUUUUGAAAAGACG